AUGCAGGAGAUUUUCAUCGUGGAGGGCAGAGAGCUCGGAGGGGGUGUAUGCGUUACACAGAAUCACUGAUCGAGUUAAAUCGAUGAUUUAUAGGUGAUAAAAAAAAGUGUGUGUGUGUGUGUGUGUGUGUGUGUGUGUGUGUGGGAGGGUGAAAGCGCCGGAGGGCAGACACCGGGAGAAGUGAUGCUUCAGCACGUUGGACAGCUCCGAUCCGGGAACGGAAUCCUGCAGGUUUUAUCUCCACCGGAGCACCGAUAGACCCGAGCAGACCUUCCUCAGGAUGUCAGUGAACCUGUCUCUGUGGGUCUCCCCGUCUGAUGAUCCUCUGAACGUCUCCGUCCUGAUGAACUCCUCCUCGCCCCCCUCUCUUCCCCCCUGGAAGGCGCCCACCUUCACCGUGGCGGCUCAGUGUCGUGUAGCAGCCACCCUGGUGCUGUUUGUGUUCGCCGCCGGCAGUAACCUGUCCGUCCUGAUCAGCGUGUGCUGGGGGCGGGGAUACCGCCUGGCUGCACACCUGCGCCCGCUCAUCGCCAGCCUGGCGUUGGCUGACUUGAUGAUGACGUUCGUGGUGAUGCCGCUGGACGCCGUGUGGAACAUCACCGUGCAGUGGUACGCCGGGGACAUCAUGUGUAAGCUGCUGUGCUUCCUGAAGCUGUUCGCCAUGCACUCUGCGGCGUUCAUACUGGUGGUGGUGAGUCUGGACCGGUACCGGGCCAUCCUCCACCCUCUGGACUCUCUGGAUGCUGGACUGAGGAACAGACGCAUGCUGCUGGUGGCCUGGACCCUCAGUCUGCUGCUCGCCUCUCCACAGCUCUUCAUCUUCCGGGCCAUUAAAGCAGAUGGAGUGGACUUCACUCAGUGUGUGACCCACGGAAGUUUCCAGUAUCUGUGGCAGGAGACGGCAUACAACAUGUUUCACUUUGUGACGCUGUAUGUCUUCCCCCUGCUUGUCAUGACUUUCUGCUACACCCGCAUCCUCACCAAGAUCAAUGGGCAGAUGCACAAGAGCAAAGAGGGUGAACACUGUCUGAGACGCAGUGGAACCGACAUGAUACCCAAAGCUCGGAUGAAGACCCUGAAGAUGACCAUCGUCAUCGUCAGCUCCUUCGUCAUCUGUUGGACCCCCUACUACCUCCUGGGGAUCUGGUACUGGUUUCAGCCAGCCAUGAUCAAGCACACACCCGAGUAUGUGCACCACAUACUGUUUGUGUUUGGGAACCUGAACACGUGCUGCGACCCGGUCAUCUACAGCUUCUUCACCCCGUCCUUCAGAGCCGACCUCGCCGACGUGUUGGCGUGCUGCAGAGGUCGUCGAGCCAACAAUGCCUCGCCUCGCUCUGUGGACCGCCUCUCCGGGCGAUGUCACGGAGGCGGUGUGGAGAUGGAGUCUGAUUUGAGCUCAAACCCGCACAGUGGGAACCCAAGCUAAACGGACUUUGACACUGCUACGAUGAACUUAAUGUCUAAAAUAAAGAUGUCAGCAAUUUCAAGCUCAGAGAAAUCCAAGAGCACAUGACUGCAUGGUGAGCUACUUUGGUUUUCAUGCUCUUAGAGACUCUAAGUCUGCACCAACUUUCGUUUAUUGCAGUGUCUGAUGGUAGGCCCUUGUUCUCGAUGGACUGUUGAUAUCACAAAGAGAACAAAUGUGCUGCAAGACCCAUGUGUGCCAAUACUCUACUACUAAUAUGGCUUCCCUCGCAGCAGGAACCUCCAUGCUAUUCUCAGAAAUCUACAUAUGAGUACAAAAUUAAUAUGCAACAAGAAUUUUGGUGUCUGGAGCGCUCUUGUUUACAUUUGAAGUCCAAGAAGAAUCGACCCACAACCUUUCAGGUGGGAAUUUUUCCUCUACUCCCAUCUCCAACUAAAUUUUGUCUCAAGUUGUAAGUCAGAUAGCAGAUAGCUGCACCAGAAGCCCCAAAAUGUUGGCCCUUUACCCAAGAAAUCCUUGAUAGAUGAUGGAAAUUUGGGAACCUCAGAGCGGACUUAACCAUGUGUUAGAAGGAAGACAAAUGAACAUAGAACAGACACUAAACCAACUACAAAAAGACAUUAAAUUGUACACUGAAACAACCACUUGAGUCCAUCUGGAAACAGACCCAAUGGCCAUUUAGUAAGGAAGAAAACAGACUUUGAAACAGAAGCUAAAGGUACCUUGAAAGAGAUGCCAGCAUACCUAGAAGCCCCAGCUACUGGACCUGAAAACAGAUGAAUGGCAAAAGGUUACUUAAAUACAGAUCUCAUCAUGGUUUGAAUAAAAGAAAGUGAACUGUAAAAGAGUUGUUAAUAGU
This is a messenger RNA of Labrus mixtus (cuckoo wrasse), 2288 nucleotides long. RefSeq names its product gonadotropin-releasing hormone II receptor-like. Gene Ontology annotation, molecular function: peptide binding; gonadotropin-releasing hormone receptor activity. Gene Ontology annotation, cellular component: membrane. The transcript is spliced from 4 exons. Lineage: Eukaryota; Metazoa; Chordata; Actinopteri; Labriformes; Labridae. Gene Ontology annotation, biological process: G protein-coupled receptor signaling pathway. The coding region runs from base 281 to 1429 and encodes 382 amino acids. The record is from RefSeq and is a predicted model, not a curated record.